GAAGUCUCUAGAGCAGUUGAGGGAAAUGGGUACCGGCGGGCGGAGCGGGCCGCGGCCAGGGAAAGGGAGCGCGGAGGGGGCGGCAGCGACUCCUACUGCCGCCUCGGCCUCCUACCAGUACAGGUGCAUCGAAUGCAACGAGGAAGCGAAGGAGCUGUACCGAGACUAUAAUCACGGUGUGCUGAAGAUAACCAUCUGCAACUCCUGCCAGAAACCUGUAGACAAGUAUAUCGAGUAUGAUCCUGUUAUCAUCUUAAUUAAUGCUAUUUUAUGCAAAGCCCAGGCCUACAGGCAUAUUCUUUUCAAUACUAAAAUAAAUAUCCAUGGAAAACUCUGCAUAUUUUGUUUGCUUUGUGAGGCCUACCUGAGGUGGUGGCAGCUUCAGGAUUCAAGCCAGAACACCGAUCCUGAUGACCUGAUCAGAUAUGCUAAAGAGUGGGAUUUCUAUCGAAUGUUUGCCAUUGCUUCUUUAGAACAAACUGCCUUUUUAAUUGGCAUUUUCACUUUUCUAUGGGUUGAACGACCCAUGACAGCAAAAAAAAAGCCCAACUUCAUUUUGUUGCUGAAAGCACUAUUAUUAUCUAGCUAUGGAAAACUUCUGCUGAUUCCAGCUGUCAUUUGGGAACAUGACUACACACCUCUGUGCCUCAAACUCAUCAAAGUGUUUGUCCUUACAUCAAAUUUUCAGGCAAUUAGAGUUACCCUGAAUAUCAACCGGAAGCUGUCCUUGUUAGCCAUAUUGAGUGGGUUAUUAUUGGAAAGCACCAUGGUCUACUUCUUCCAGAGGAUGGAGUGGGACAUUGGAAGUGACUGUGCCAUCUAGAAAUCUCAGGACUUUUGA
Messenger RNA from Chrysochloris asiatica (Cape golden mole), 841 nucleotides. RefSeq names its product ARV1 homolog (S. cerevisiae) (gene ARV1). Lineage: Eukaryota; Metazoa; Chordata; Mammalia; Afrosoricida; Chrysochloridae. The record is from RefSeq and is a predicted model, not a curated record. Gene Ontology annotation, cellular component: Golgi apparatus; cortical endoplasmic reticulum. Gene Ontology annotation, biological process: regulation of plasma membrane sterol distribution; sterol metabolic process; intracellular sterol transport. The transcript is spliced from 5 exons.